UCUCCAGGUGUUUAGAGCACAGGAGGUGGGUGUGUGUGUGUGUGUGAGAGAGAGCGAGAGAGAGUGUUUGGGUGUAUGAGUGUGUGAGUGGUGCACUAACGGAUAUUGACUCGUCGAGGAGUUUAAAAACAACAGGAAACAUGGCAGAUAAAGAGCAAAGAAAAGAAAAGAAGUCCAAAUCCAAGGUGGAGUGCUGUGGCUACCCGAUCAGCAUCUUCUUCAUCGUAGUGAACGAGUUCUGUGAACGCUUCUCCUACUAUGGCAUGCGAGCCGUGUUGGUGCUGUAUUUCCGUUAUUUCCUGCACUGGGAUGACGACUUCGCCACCACCAUCUACCACACCUUCGUGGCACUGUGCUACCUCAUGCCCAUCCUGGGAGCCAUCGUAGCCGACUCCUGGCUGGGAAAGUUCAAGACCAUUGUGUAUCUCUCCAUCGUGUACACUAUCGGACAAGGUGUCAUGGCCGUCAGCGCCAUCCAUGACAUCACAGACUCCAACAAGGACGGCUCUCCUGACAGCAUGACCUUCCAUGUUGCUUUGUCCAUGGUGGGUCUGAUGCUCAUCGCUUUCGGGACGGGAGGCAUCAAACCCUGCGUGGCUGCCUUUGGAGGGGAUCAGUUCGAAGACCAUCAGGAUAAACAGAGAAGCACCUUCUUCUCCAUCUUCUACCUCUCCAUCAACGCUGGCAGUCUGCUCUCCACCGUCAUCACACCGAUCCUCAGAGCUCAGGAGUGCGGCAUCUACACACAGCAGCAAUGUUAUCCUCUGGCGUUCGGCGUCCCCGCGGCCCUCAUGGCUGUCGCUCUCGUGGUGUUCAUCGCGGGCAGCGGAAUGUAUGUGAAAGCUGCACCCAAGGGUAACAUCAUGAUGGAGGUGUGCAAGUGCAUCUGGUUCGCGAUUAGCAAUCGCUUUAGGCACCGCAGCAGCUGCUACCCCAAGAGAGAGCACUGGAUGGACUGGGCUGAAGAGAAAUAUGACAGACUGCUGAUCGCUCAGGUGAAGAUGGUGCUAAAGGUUCUCUUCCUCUACAUCCCACUGCCUAUGUUCUGGGCUCUGUUCGACCAGCAGGGCUCUCGCUGGACUCUCCAGGCCACCACCAUGAAUGGCUACUUCGGUGUUUUCACCGUGCAGCCAGAUCAGAUGCAGACGGUCAACCCCAUCCUGAUCCUGGCGAUGGUCCCCAUUGUGGACAAUGCUGUCUAUCCUCUCAUAAAGAAAUGUGGCCUGAACUUCACGCCUUUGAAGAAGAUCACUGUGGGUAUGUUCCUGGCGGCAUUAGCAUUCGUGGCUGCGGCUCUGCUACAGAUUCAGAUCGAUCAAACGCUUCCUAAAUUCCCCUUGCCCAAUGAAGCUCAGGUGAAGCUCCUGAACCUGGACAGCACGCAAUUGAGUAUAUCUCUGAAUGGACAACAACAGCAAAUCCAGGGUCUCCAGGCGUAUGGCUACGUGACGUUGAACACAGACACUAUGAACAUAUCAGUCGCAGGCAAACCUUACUCCAUUGUUCCUCUGGUGAAAGGAGAGCGCCAAACAUUCAUACUCGACUCAACUGGAUUAGUUGGGCAACGGGAAGAUAUAAAAACCAAACCUGAACAAGGCAAAAACGCUAUCAGAUUAGUAAAUGGCAACAGCAGGCUGUUCAACGUGACGGCACGAUCUAAACACAUCGGAGAGAUCGGUCAGUUCGAGUUCUCCAACUACACUCUGCUCCCUGAGGGCAAAUCCACCUUUAUCAUAUCGAGCAACGAGAACCAGUGUGAGUACUCCAUGAGUCUGGGGUUCGGAAGCUCCUACACGCUGAUCAUACCGAGCACCUUUAACUUCGGUCCUGACUGUGGAAGCACCAUCCAGCAGAUCGAAGACAUCAACCCCAACACCAUCCACAUGGCCUGGCAGAUCCCACAGUACUUCCUCAUGACCUGUGGAGAGGUGGUGUUCUCUGUCACGGGGCUCGAGUUCUCGUACUCGCAGGCGCCUAAGAACAUGAAGGCAGUGCUUCAAGCAGGCUGGUUGUUGACCACCGCCAUGGGGAACAUUAUCGUGCUGAUUGUAGCUGAAGUCGGACAACUUCCUGACCAGUGGGCUGAAUACAUCCUGUUCGCGUCGCUCUUGGCGUGCGUGUGCAUCAUCUUCUCCAUCAUGGCUUACUUCUACACCUACAUCGACCCGGACAAGAUCGAGGCCGAGAUUUUAGAAAACAGUCCCGAUAACAAGGAGAAGAAGCAGCAGAUGGAGAUGAAAGUGGCCACCAUGCAUGAGAAACCCAAUGAGGACGAACAAAAACAGACGAAGAUCUGAUCUCUCCCUUUCACAUACACAGGAUUUCUCCACCCUAAUCCUGUGGAGAAAGAAUUAUUCUCAGACUUUUAAAUUCUCUGAAGAGCAAGGAUGGUUUUUAGGUGGCGGCUUAAGAACAAGUCCAGAGGAAGUGUGUUGAACUGGUGGAGAUUCGGAGUCUGUUUUGUGGGAAGAUGGCGAGCGAAGUUGCUCAAACUCAUUUAAAUUUUCCAGAAAUAUAUAUUUUAAAAAGCAAAAAACAGUCCACACAAAUGCUUUUCCAUCUAAAUCCAGAAUUGUGAUGUAAUUUAAAUAGGUAAUAUUCAAAAUUAUUUCCACAGGGAUAUUUUUUAAUAUGCCUAAAUAUGUCAAUUUAACAUUUGUAUGUAAUGUAUCUAACUAUAUAUUUUGUAGCACUACUCUUGUUUUUGUACAUAAAGUUAAUGUUUAAGUGUAUUAAUUGUAAAAUGCCGCUUCAAUAAAGAACUUUCUUUCA
Molecule: messenger RNA, 2772 nt
Organism: Clarias gariepinus (North African catfish)
Lineage: Eukaryota; Metazoa; Chordata; Actinopteri; Siluriformes; Clariidae
Gene: slc15a1b
Product: solute carrier family 15 member 1b
Exons: 23
Coding region: 141-2297 (718 amino acids)
Biological process (GO): transmembrane transport; oligopeptide transport
Cellular component (GO): membrane
Molecular function (GO): dipeptide transmembrane transporter activity
Source: RefSeq, a predicted model, not a curated record